This is a messenger RNA of Dibothriocephalus latus, 252 nucleotides long. The record is from the annotation of a GenBank genome assembly. Lineage: Eukaryota; Metazoa; Platyhelminthes; Cestoda; Diphyllobothriidea; Diphyllobothriidae.
AUGGAUUCGGAUAGUGAGAACGUGGAAGGCGAGUCGAACGAACCGCCGCGUUCGGCACAGAAUGCGCCAGGGCCAAAGGCGGUACCCACUGCUGAUAAGGAAGACGAGGAAAGCCUUUCAGAGGCCCUCUCCUGGGGCAUGAUGCGGAGCAAGUGGGACAGAGAGGACAAUGCCGAUCGUAUCGGUAUGCCCAUGCACUUUUCCAUCUUUAUCCUUGCCCAUGAGCUAUCGUUUCAGGUGUCUAGCUUAUAA